AUGAGCUCUAAUGUACCACCUGUACCAAUUGAUAAUGUCUCCUUCCACUGUGUUGAGAAUGUUGACGGGUGGAAAUUUGUGGUCAAAAGGAGAAUGGCCAUAGAAAGGAACCUUAAUGAAGAAUUCUUGAAAUGUCAAGAUAUUAUGAAUCUGAUAGAGGAAGCAGGGCUGAUGAAAACUGUAUCUGAGUUGGGUAGGUGCUAUGAUAAAUUGACCAGAGAGUUCUUAGUGAACAUCCCAGCUGAUUGUGAUAACCCUUUAAGUCCUGAGUACUUGAAGGUGUAUGUGAGGGGAAGAUGUGUUGACUUUUCACCAGCCAUCAUCAACCAACAUCUGGGUAGAUGUGAUGUUCCUGCACCUGAAUUGGAGAUAUCUAUGAAUGAGGUGUCCAAGACUAUAACUGGUGACAAGGUGAAAGUGUGGCCAAGAGCUGGAAAAUUGUCUGCUGCAAAAUUGACCACAAAGUAUGCUCUGCUGAACAAAAUUGCUGCAGCCAACUGGGUACCCACUACACACUCCAAUAGUGUAGCUACAGGUUUGGCUAAAUUCAUCUAUGCCAUAGGUACUAGUACUGUUUUUGAUUAUGGCAAUUAUAUCUUUAAUGCAACAAUUCUCUAUGGCUCUUCUACUUCUAUAAAGAUGCCAAUAGCCUUUCCCACCUUGAUCUGUGAUAUUAUUUUGUCCCAACACCCUGAUAUCUGCACUAAGUCUGAUGUGCCUGUCCCUAGACCUUCAGCCUUGACCAUGGAUUUUAGAUUGUUGGAAGGUAAACAUGCUGCAGACAUUGCUGUAGCAUCUUUGAAGAAACCAGCUGCAGGCAUGACCAAAAGACAGAUGAUUGCUAAUCUCAGGGAGGUUAGUAAAAUGCUGGGUGAGAAGAAGGAGCUGGUAGAUGGUGUGAUCCAAGCCUUAGAGCUUGAGCAAGCACAAGCAGAGGAGGUUGGAGUUGGUCCUUCCCAUGGUGCUUCCCAUGAUGAUGAUCUUACAGGUGGUGACACUGUAGAAGAGGAAAUGGCCUAUGAUGACAGUCCCUCCAUAUGA
Messenger RNA from Trifolium pratense (red clover), 1041 nucleotides. RefSeq lists its product as uncharacterized. The coding region runs from base 1 to 1041 and encodes 346 amino acids. Lineage: Eukaryota; Viridiplantae; Streptophyta; Magnoliopsida; Fabales; Fabaceae. The transcript has a single exon. The record is from RefSeq and is a predicted model, not a curated record.